AUGACAACUGCAGAAACUUCAGCACUCGAAAGCAUUCCUGCUGAUCAGCAAGGUAGCUUCUCCUCUUUCCUCAAGACAUUGGCUUCCUUCACUGGUGAUUUAUCGGCCUUGACGUGUCCAUCGUUUUUGUUGGCUCCCAUUUCCCUUUUGGAAUACUCGUCUUUUUGGGCUGAUCAACCUGCAUUGUUGACUGAUAUCCCCAAAUCUGAUAAUGCCGAAGAACGUUUCUAUGCCGCUGUCAAAUGGUUUAUCUCGUCUUUGAAUGGAUCCUUUUCAAGCCGUGUCCCCAAGGGCGAAUGGGAAAAGAAGCCUUUCAACCCCAUCCUCGGUGAACAAUUCAAGUGCUCCUGGGACAAUGGUACUCAUAUUGUGUGUGAGCAAGUAUCGCAUCAUCCUCCAGUGUCGGCCUUUUUCAUUGAGAACAAAGAAGCUGGUGUCAUUGUCAAUGGUCAUGAUGGUCAAAAGACGCGUUUCUCUGGUACACAAAUGUUGGUGGAUCAAGUUGGAUACUGUGUGGUCAAGCUCACUGGCCGUGAUGAGACGUAUCUCUUCACUCUCCCAUCCCUCUCUGUGAAUGGCAUUUGGUAUGCAGCUCCUUAUGUUGAACUUACUGGUACCUCCUACGUCCAAUCGUCUUCUGGUUUCCAUGCAGCUAUUGAGUAUUCCACCAAGGGUUGGAUUUCCGGUGAAUUCCAUCAUUUCAAGGCCAGCGUUACUCACGAAUCGCUUACUGGUCCCACUGUGAUCGAAGGUCAAUGGACUGCCAAAUCAACCAUCACCAAGCACAAGGGUAGUGCUGAACCAUUUUUGGAUUUGACCAACAUGGAAAAGCCCACACCCAAGGUGGCUGAAAUUGAUGCUCAAGGCAAACUUGAAUCUCGUCGUGUGUGGCAAAAGGUGGCCGAAGCACUCAAGGUGGGCGAUUACAUGACUGCAUCAACUGAAAAGUCUGCUAUUGAAAAUGAGCAACGUGCACUUCGAAAGGAACGAGCGGAAAAGAAUGAGACCUGGAAGCAAGAGUACUUUGUAUCCAAGAGUGGUGAGGAGAUUUAUGGUGAUUUGCGUGAAAAGAUCUUGUCAAAGAGCGAUAACCGGUUUGUGGAUACGAUGGGUGCUGAAUCCGGAUGGUUGUACAAAGAGCAUUCCCACCUCAAGUCGCCAUCAUCUUAA
Lichtheimia ornata is the source of this 1170-nucleotide messenger RNA. RefSeq lists its product as uncharacterized. Lineage: Eukaryota; Fungi; Mucoromycota; Mucoromycetes; Mucorales; Lichtheimiaceae. The record is from RefSeq and is a predicted model, not a curated record. Gene Ontology annotation, cellular component: cytosol; membrane; intracellular membrane-bounded organelle. Gene Ontology annotation, molecular function: oxysterol binding. Gene Ontology annotation, biological process: piecemeal microautophagy of the nucleus; endocytosis; maintenance of cell polarity. The transcript is spliced from 4 exons. The coding region runs from base 1 to 1170 and encodes 389 amino acids.